AUCAGUGCAUACUCUACUGUCUAGUAGAAUCUUUGUUUUUCUUCUAAAAUUAAGAUUUAAGAUAAUGGGCUUUGACAUAGAGGUCUAUUUGGUGAACUUUUACUGAACCUCCUGAGAGCGAGCAAUGUAUUCCUUCCCUCCCCCAUCACUUAACUCUCUGAAACUCUUCUUAAUCCUUCUAAAUUCUUUUAAGCUGCUCUGCCUAUACAUAGUUGGACUAGCUCAAUUAUCCCUCUGUUGUUCCAAAUGCUUGUAGUUUGUUAGUCCUGCUGAUAUUAGUUACUAUCCCCUGGGGAGGCAAAUCCACCCGACCUCUGAGGAUUUCCUAUUGUGUAAACUAGGAAAACAGUCUGCCAACCAAACUGUUUGUGCACUAACACGUCCCUCCUGCUGCAAUGAUUGUGGACUGGCAUGUUCUGCCCAGCCUGGCAACAGGACUGCGUCCUUAGUGACACAUUCUUGGCUGUCGUGCAUUUGAAAAGCAACUGACUGCAAUUGAAACAGCAGCUGGAAAUCUUUUAUAGUUUAAAGAAAGGCAAGACUAUACAGAAGACAAGACUGAGGGACAGAUCAUUUUGUAAAGAGAUUCUGAGAAUGGCUUCAGUCAAGAACAACCCUUAUGGGUCUAAUUCAAAUUAUGAGACUGUCACAAAAAUAAUUGGGAGCAAAUACAUCCAAUGUCGUGUAGAAAAAAAAAAUGGCAAAGCAAAGGAGGGUGUGAAAGCUGAGAUACAAUCCAUGCUCCAAACAUUACCCCCAUGUAAUACAAGGCAGACACGUGGAAACGCUCUAGGCCUCAGUAAACCUCCUUGUCAACAAAUCAAUUAUGCUCUCAAUGAUGAACAACAGAACAAAGGUGAAAAGGAAGAACAUAAGUCUCAACAAGCAGAAAUGAAUGAUAGCAAAUCUGUGGGCAGUAAAGAUUUAAAGCCAGUAAAUAAGCAUUGUGUCACUGCUCCUUCUGGAGACAAGUCUUUAUCCUACAUUCAUACUCUCAAAAAACCAUUUGUUGGACCACAGACUUCAGGACAACUUGAAAGACAAGAGAAUAUCAUGGAAAAAUCAAGAGAUAUAUAUGAGGAAAAUGAUUCCCUUUUGGCUAUCCUCAAAAAAGAACAGUAUCCUUUGAGCCUGACUAUAAUAGACAAACUGCAGGAAGAAUGCAAGGUUUUGGACUGCAGGGUUUCAGGAUUUCUAUCUCAGACACAGCUGAGCCACUUACUCUUAAAACACGAAGUUCCUCUGCAAUUGCCAACUGUCAAACUCCUUUUCAUGAAGUUUUCAAAUGCAAAUGCUCAAGAAUUGGUAAAUUAUGAAAAACUGCUCCAGUUUUUAAGACGAGGGGCAGCAAGUACAACACAGCAAAAACAAUCCCUUCCAGAGAAGACUCAAUACGUAAAGAAUCAGAGGAGAAGUUCUUGGACUCCAGAAGAUGCAUUGCAGACUCUGAAGGAAAUGCUGAAAGAUCAUAAAGGAGGAAUGAACUUAGGAAAACUAAGGCUGGAUUUUAUGCAACAAGACAAAUCUUCCUCAGGUCUUCUUUCACUCCCUGAGAUUGAGAUGAUUUGCCAUAUGAAUGGGUUACCUCUCUAUCCUGGUAUGUUGGAGGUUUUGGCUGUCACCUAUGAUUUGAACAGAAGAGGUAGAAUACUGUGGAACACAUUUGUUGAGUUUCUGAAGAAAGUCCAGGUUGGGAGAGACUAUGCAUCACUUUUUUCUAAAAGGAGAAAUAAGGAGAAAGAUGAAGAUAAUCAGAAGGGCAACAAACAUCACAGAGAUCUUUCUACCAAACCUUGGGAGCAAAUGAAUCCUGACACAUCUGAUUCCAGUGAUUUUGAGGAACGGGAUGCCUGGAUAGACCGCUUUAGAAAACUAGAGAAAGCUCUCUAUUUGUCUGAUGUCAAAAACACAGGAAAGUUGGAAAAAGAGAAAGCAAAGCGCUUGAUCCAUAACUACAAUCAAAUUUAUGACCUGUGCCUUAGCCCACUGAAAAUUGAUAAAGCAUUUCGACCUUUCCGUCAUGGACAAGACAUGCCACUGGAACCUCUACUACAAUACUUGAAGGAGAUCUAAAAAUCUGUACAACUAAUAUGAUGACCAUGAGUGUACUUCUCCUUGUUUCAGUUCUAUUUACGCACUGACAGUCUUAGUAAUGCAAUAUAAGCAAAUCUUUCCUCAUCGUUAAGCCUUUAUUUUCAAAUGAGAGGAAACAAAAGUCACACAGAUAAUACACAAUGGAUGUUAAAGACAAAAGUAUGGAAACACUCCUUUUCUGAUCCUACUUAACUAAAAGUGGUUUGGAGUGUGCUUUCAACAGUGAAAUAUCUAGAUAACAUAUAAUGGUCUUGGGGGAGUAAAACCAUCUUUUGAGGCUGCAAAUAUUUUAAUUGCACAUAAGCCACCUUGGAUCCCAAGCAACAAGAAAGCCAUGGUAUCAAUUCAUACAUUAAGUAAUUAACACAGAGUUGGUAGUGCCUGCAUUGUAGAGCAGUGAGGUGGAGGGAUGUGAGCAAUUAUGUACAACAAAAGAUAGAAAAAAGGCAAUGAAGAUGUGACAUAUAUUCAUGCCUACAUGAUCUGAGAAAUAAAUAUGACUGAAAUCCUGUUUGCAAGGCUCAAUCAGUGUAGACCCAUUCACUUAACUGUUGAAUGGCAAGUCAACACUUAAAUAAAUAUCAUUUAUUGUAGUCCCUAUUCAGGUUAAACAACAGAAUAUAGACUCAUAUCUAGCUCAAACACUUCUGAUUUUGUGGCACUUUAAAAGCAUAGACUGGAAAGAAGGAAAAAAAGGAAUGGAAGAUGGAAGGAAAGAAUGAUUCUGCAUGAUUUAUAGUUGUAAUCCCCUGAGCUGUGUAACCAACCAAUGUCCCCCAACAUUACCUGCUCAAUUGGCAGGAAACAGUCACUG
Molecule: messenger RNA, 2908 nt
Organism: Anolis sagrei ordinatus
Lineage: Eukaryota; Metazoa; Chordata; Lepidosauria; Squamata; Anolidae
Gene: C4H1orf87
Product: chromosome 4 C1orf87 homolog
Source: RefSeq, a predicted model, not a curated record